Messenger RNA from Beauveria bassiana ARSEF 2860, 1485 nucleotides. RefSeq names its product phenylalanyl-tRNA synthetase. The record is from RefSeq and is a predicted model, not a curated record. Lineage: Eukaryota; Fungi; Ascomycota; Sordariomycetes; Hypocreales; Cordycipitaceae. The coding region runs from base 1 to 1485 and encodes 494 amino acids. Gene Ontology annotation, cellular component: cytoplasm; mitochondrion. Gene Ontology annotation, biological process: phenylalanyl-tRNA aminoacylation. The transcript has 2 exons. Gene Ontology annotation, molecular function: tRNA binding; phenylalanine-tRNA ligase activity; ATP binding.
AUGGUCUGUCGCGUGGGCGCCGCCCGUCUCUUCACACGGGCAGCCGUAUCAUCUAAACUACCAUUAUCCAGAUACGCAAGUCUCGUCCUGGCCUGCAUCUGCUCCUCUAACGAAGCUGGCCACAUAGCUCAUUUCCAAUCCGGCGCUGCCACCAAGACGCCGUCCACCGUAACGAUCCGCGGACACACAUGCCAAGCAGACCCGGAUUGGUUCAACAUCCCCGACAAUGUCCUCGAUUCUGCUACGCGCCGUCUGCAUCUUCAGAAAGACCACCCCGUCUGCAUCACUCGCCAAAUCAUUCAGGCCAACUUUCCCACGCCCACUUUCAAAUAUCACAACGACUUUAGUCCCGUCGUGACGACGCGGCAAAACUUUGACUCGCUCGGCUUUCCUGCCGAUCACCCCGGCCGCGCCCGCUCCGACACGUACUACAUCAACGAUACCACCCUCCUUCGCACCCACACGAGCGCUCACCAAGCCGAGACCUUUUCCGCCAACGAGAGCGACGGCUACCUCAUCUCCGCCGACGUUUACCGCCGCGAUGCCAUUGACCGCAGCCACUACCCGGCCUUUCACCAGAUGGAAGGAGCCCGCCACUGGGACCGUGACCGUGUGCCUGGCGGCGACGUGGCGGCCGCUGUCCUGCGCGACCUCGAGGCGCUGCCCAAGCACAACGUCGUCGUCGAGGACCCGAAUCCGCCGUGGCAUGCGGAGCGCAAUCCCGUCCAAGAAGAGCAUCAUUCCAACGCUGAAGCCGAGGCCAUUGGCGCGCACCUGAAGCGCUCGCUCGAGAACAUGGUGGUGGAUGUCUUUUCGCGAGCCAAGGCUGCUGCCAAGAGGGCAGACCCCAACUUUGUAGACGAGCCGCUCAAGAUGAGAUGGGUGGAAGCCUAUUUUCCCUUUACCAGCCCCUCGUGGGAGCUCGAAGUCUACUACGCCGGAGACUGGCUAGAGGUCCUGGGUUGUGGUGUGGUCAAGCAGGAUCUCUUCAUCAACGCCGGUGUUUCGUCGCAGCUAGGCUGGGCCUUUGGCAUUGGAAUCGACCGCAUUGCUAUGCUACUAUUCAAGGUUCCCGAUAUCCGGCUGUUUUGGUCGCGUGAUGAUCGAUUUAUUUCGCAAUUCACGGGAGUCUCAGACAACCUAGACAAGUUGAAGCUGUUUACGCCCUUUUCCAAAUACCCACCAAGCCCUCGCGACGUCUCAUUCUGGCUCCGGUCCUCUUCCUCCUCGGCGGCCGGCGGAAACACCAAGAACGCCUUUCACGAAAACGACAUCAUGGAGCUCGUGCGCAACAUUGCUGGUGAUGUUGUCGAAGAUGUACGGCUCAUUGACGAGUUUACACAUCCAAAAACGGGCAGGAAGAGCAUGGCAUACCGCAUCGUGUACCGAAGUCUGGAGAGAACCCUGACAACGGAAGAGGCCAACAAGUAUCAUAACGACGUUAGAGAAGCCCUUGUCAAUGAGCUCGGAGUAGAGCUACGGUGA